GUUGGUUCCACAGAGAGUCGCAGCCUUCCUUCAGCUCCAACAACAGACUUUUUGUUGUCUGCUGCUACAAACCGGCAUUGUUUUUCCUUUUUACAUCAACAAUAGAAGCUUGGAUACAACCGGUUCGUACUGCAGGAAAGCUUGACCGACUGACUUCACUGUGCUCACCACUGUCUUCACAGGGAUGUCGAAAUUAAAGCUGAUCUCUGUAACUGACACACAGUUUCCUGUGUCCUUGCUGGAGGCCAUCAGUGAGCAGCGAAACAACGGAUUAUUCUGUGAUGUGACCAUAAUUGUGCAGGACCGCAAGUUCAGGGCACACAAGACAAUGCUGUCGGCAUCGAGCACUUACUUUCGGCAGCUUUUUUCGGUCGCAGGACAAGUGAUCGAGCUAAAUUUUAUCAAGGCGGAUAUAUUUGAAGAGGUCCUGAAUUACAUAUACACUUCAAAAAUCCACCGCAUUCGGUCUGACAAGCUUGAAGAUCUCAUCAGCGCAGGCCAGAUCUUGGGAGUCAAGUUCAUUGCCAAUCUCGCAGCCCCACUUUCACAAGUCAAGGGGCUGCCUGGCUUGUCAAAAGAAGGAGAGGCGAGCGCUGUUAACGUCGCUGAGAAGAAUGAAAUCGGAGCAGAGAGCAUGCCGAUCAUCACCGAAUCGUUCUCUUUAUCUGCCGAGGAAUUCAAAAUGGUAAGUGGCAGUAUUGAGAGAGAUGAUCCAGACAACGAUGAUGUUCUUUUUGUGUCAGAGUUGGAGGCGCCGAAAGCCCAGAAGAUGAAGCAAUCUCAGAUUAUAGAUUUGGAUGCGGAGGAAGGACCAGAGCCUAAAAGACAAAAAGGCACAAAUGAGGAAGAGCGGAGUCCUAAACAGGGAAGACUCCAAAAUGAGGAGAGCAUGCUUCCUUCAGAAGGUGAUGUGCCAAAGAAAUUCCAAGACAACGCACAAGCCCAUAUGAUCCCUGCAGCUGUCCCAAUGUCCCCAAGCUCCAGUGAUGUUGUGAUGAUAUCUGAUGUAAGAUCUUCCACACAGAGUGCACCCUCUACUCCAGCUCAUGUGAACAGUCUUACCCCUGACUCUCUAAAUGCCACUCUGGAACCAAGUGAAGUGCUUGGAGUUCAGAAGAAGAAGGUUUUGUUGGAGCAAUCACCGGAUCGGCCAAGCAGGAUUAGACUGUCGGACGUGAGGCCAGCCUUCAAUACUAAUGAUGGAACUGGGCUAGAUGCUGCUUUGAUGAAGAAGACGAUUACAUUAGACAAAGCCUCAGAAAUCGAUUCGCUGUCGUCAGGAUGUAAGGUUUAUGCCAACAUAGGAGAGAACACCUAUGACAUUGUUCCUGUGAAAGAGUACUCGGGUGAAGGAGAGGCUCGACCUGCUUCUGGACGAAAAUCACAGGCCUCAGUGCAUGGUCCAAGCAAUCUGACCACCGGCCCGUCUCGAGGUAAGAAAAAAGGUAAAGCGGAGCAAGAGGACCAUUAUGAACUUGUUAUGGAUGGAAAGACCUUUUAUGUGUGCGUUGUGUGCAAGCGUCCCUAUGUGUGCCUGACCAGCCUUCGGCGGCACUUUAACACACACUCAUGGGAGAGGAAGUACCCGUGUCGUUACUGCGACAAAGUAUUUGCUCUGGCUGAAUACAGAACCAAACAUGAGAUCACUCACACAGGUGAGAGAAGGUAUCAAUGUUUACUGUGUAAUGAAACGUUCCUCAACUACCAGUUGUUGUCCUCACACUGCAAGCAAAUGCACAAUCAAGACCCCUCAGGCAGGAAGGAGAAGGACGACACGGACAAUAACUUGUACCGCCUACUUCCAUGUAAAACGCUGCAGUUCAAGCCGUACUCUUUCGUCUCAGGUGAGAGCGGGGGAAUUCCGAUCAUAAAUGAAGAUGGACUUGUGCAGCACGUUAGCCCUGGCAGGUCACACUUCAUAAACCAUCAACUCCCGUCCAGUCACAGCAAAAUGUUGACCUGGGAUGAUAUCUUCGUUGAGUCUGAUGCACACACCCGACCAGGGGCUCAGGCACGACCUGGACCCCCUCCUCGACCCGCAAACCAAAUGAAUGUAGAGAACACGACAGAGUUUGAAUUUGUCAUACCAGAAACAUACUGAACUGGCAUGUUCAUAAUUCUGAGUACUAUGGUGCCUUUUAAUGUUCCAGGUGUCGGAGAAAUAUGUUCUUGAAUUUAGUCAACUGGAAAAGUUAGUAAGUUAAUUGAACAUAUAUGUCAUUUAAGAUGGGGUUCAGGGGUUUUGUCUGAAUCAUGUGUUUUUGAAAUUGUUCAUUAGCUCUUAAUUACGUACAUUUGUCUAAUGCUUUAAAUCUUGGCAGUACUUCUUAUCAUAGAUUUCUUUUAACUUUAAAGGUACAGCGUGGGCUUGCCGAAAACAAACAAAACAAGUGAGGGACGCUAUUUUCUUUCCUACAUUAAUUGGACUGGAGGUAUUACUUUAUAAACCUUGUGAAUCAGCCAUGUGUUCUGCAUUAUGUCACAAAUUUUAUUUACGUCAAGGAAACAAUCAGAGCAGUUCAUAUUGUACCUUUAAUCUGUGAAAAGUGUUGAAAUGCUAGGACAGAAUGAUGAGCGGUAUCAGUGGGGGAAUGAAUACAGAUGUUCGCUUUAGUUAUGUUUGAGUUAUGGCAUAGUGAGUUUCAUUUUAUACAGUCAUGUUCAACAGUUUUGCCAUAUUGCUAGUUUGUAGGAACUUAAUGAUGAGUCUGAGAGCACACCAUUUAUACAGAGUCUACAAAUGGCAGUGUAUAAUGCCAGCACAGAAAACAAUACAAAUGUGCAGAAAAUUUAAUUGUUACAAUUCAAUACUGGAGACAUGAAAACAUUCUAUGGACAAUGUUUUAAUGUUUUGGGGCUUUCAUAAUGAUCAUCUCAACAGGUUAUAAAACAAUGUUCCAUUACGGAGACCGUUCUUUUUAUAUGAUCCUCUUGGUUUUCUUGUCUAGCAUAAAGAAGCAACAUUUGUAUUUAUGAUUUGAGUGCAGAGGAGGAAGGAAGACGUGUGUGAAUGUUAGUAUAGUAAUAUUGUCCAUUGCACUUGUAAAAUUGUACAUUUUUAUUUAUAUGCUGGCCAUAUAAGACUGUGGUCGUUUCCAAGAGUGUAGUCAUGAAUCAUUGUGAAUUAAUGAAGUAAAAUGGGUGAGCCUCUACUAAGCAGACCAUUAUCUAAGUGUAGGGGAAAGAGUAAUAGAUAAGUUUCUGCUGUUUUCUUUUAUCCCCCCAUGUGCUUUUCUAUAUUUCCUUCUUGCAUAUACAUGUAUGUAUGUAUUCCAUUGUAUUCUAGUUAGUUGGUAAUGGUUUGGAUACUAGGAUGAUCAUGUGACUCAAUAUUGGCACAGUCAGAAAGUGAGUGCCCUAACUUUUGUUAAUCUUGCAUAUUAACAAAUUUAUACUACUAAAGACCAUUUUAAUUGUUUCUAUUUUGUUCAACUAUAUUUAUUAGGUCUUAGUGCUGUACAAUGUGAAAUAAAAUUUCGAGUACUUA
This is a messenger RNA of Neoarius graeffei (lesser salmon catfish), 3487 nucleotides long. It is a transcript of the gene zbtb33, whose product is annotated as zinc finger and BTB domain containing 33. Gene Ontology annotation, biological process: regulation of transcription by RNA polymerase II. The coding region runs from base 185 to 2101 and encodes 638 amino acids. The record is from RefSeq and is a predicted model, not a curated record. Gene Ontology annotation, cellular component: nucleus. NCBI's taxonomy places the organism in Eukaryota, Metazoa, Chordata, Actinopteri, Siluriformes, Ariidae. The transcript has 2 exons. Gene Ontology annotation, molecular function: protein binding; DNA-binding transcription factor activity, RNA polymerase II-specific; RNA polymerase II cis-regulatory region sequence-specific DNA binding.